AAUUACACCAUGAGUAAAAUGUUUUAUACUCAUUAGAAUGAAAAUGUUAAUAUUGUUCAAUAUUUUCGUUCUAUUUAUUCACAAUAUUAAUUCAGUGCCCCCAGAUUACUGUCUCCACUCUAUCAACGUCAGCGACUGCAGCAGCCCACCGAAACCUGUCUACUACUAUUACAAGCCGGGUUCCCGCUGCGAGAUCACCUUCUGGCGAGGAUGCUUCACAUACAACAAGUUCGACACCGAGUACGCCUGUUCACACACUUGUAUCGGCCGGUUUGGAUCGUACAAUGAUUCGGAUGAGAAUACUAUAGUUUCCGACUAUGUUUGGUACAGCGGAGUCUUUACCACUGAAAAAUCUGAAACGUUUGAGCAAUGGAUAAACGAAUUAAGUAAACUAUCAGAAGAUAACGUAACCAUUAUUAAUAAUAUUCUAGAUUCGCUAUCAGAAGAUGAUCAAGAACCAGCUAUAGUAAAACUAAAAUAUAUUAAAGCCAAUAUAGAAACUACAACAGAAACAACUAUUACAACUUCUGAAUUAAUUCCAACUGAAGUUACAAAUAACAUCGAAAUUACGACACCUAGUACCGAAUCACUGACUACAAAGAGUUCUACUAUUGAACCUACGACUACAGCAGAGUUAGUUGUAGAAACAACAACAGCAACACUAGCAACAACAACGGAAACUACCACUAGAACUCCUACCACAGAAACUACCACUAGAACUCCUAUCACAGAAACUACCACUAGAACUCCUACCACAGAAACUACCACUAGAACUCCUACCACAGAAACUACCACUAGAACUCCUAUCACAGAAACUACCACUAGAACUCCUACCACAGAAACUACCACUAGAACUCCUACCACAGAAAUUUAUAUAGGAGAUGCUCAAGAAGUUAUAACAACUUAAUUAAUGAAUCUAUUAUAAUAAUGCUACUCUAAUAAUGUUAUCAAGAGACUUGCUUCCAAAAAUUCUUUGUGCUGGUAUUUAAUUUUUAAAAUAAAUUAAUAAAAGAAAAUAUUUUA
Molecule: messenger RNA, 1023 nt
Organism: Galleria mellonella (greater wax moth)
Lineage: Eukaryota; Metazoa; Arthropoda; Insecta; Lepidoptera; Pyralidae
Exons: 3
Coding region: 38-907 (289 amino acids)
Molecular function (GO): serine-type endopeptidase inhibitor activity
Source: RefSeq, a predicted model, not a curated record